UCCCUCUCCCGCUUUCCCUCUCUCUGCGCAGUUUCUGCUUUUCACAGCAUUUUGCAUGAAAGUGGCAAUCUGUGAGGAUUACCCAGAUUGAGGGCUAAAAUAAAAAGGAUACUGUAGCUUGGGUGCUAAUUUUGACUCAAGGCAGAAGUGAAGAUAUGGGCUCCGUUUCUAACCAGGAAUUCCCAGGGGUGUGCAAGACCGAGGAGGAUGAAGGACCGAGCACCGAGGAGGACUCACAGCCUUUGCACGGGGUCGGCGUGUGUAAAUGGUUCAACGUCCGCAUGGGCUUCGGGUUCCUGUCCAUGACCAGCCGGGAGGAAGUGCCACUGGACGAACCGGUUGAUGUUUUUGUCCAUCAGAGCAAGUUGCACAUGGAAGGUUUCCGCAGCCUGAAGGAGGGCGAGGCAGUCGAGUUUACCUUCAAGAAGUCUUCAAAGGGUCUUGAGUCCCAGCAAGUGACCGGACCAGGUGGUAUCCACUGUGUGGGCAGUGAACGGAGACCUAAAGGCAAGAAGGUCCAGAAGCGCCGGUCAAAGGGAGAUAGAUGUUACAACUGUGGAGGCCUGGACCACCAUGCCAAAGAGUGCAAGCUACCACCGCAGCCCAAGAAGUGCCAUUUCUGCCAGAGUAUCGAUCAUAUGGUUGCCAACUGCCCGCAAAAAGCACAACAGUCACCAGGUUCUCAGGGAAAACCAUCCCCCUCAAAAGAUGAAGAGGAGGAGGAGCACAGCCACAUGCCAUCAGCUCCUGAAACCUCAGAUUAAACGAGAAGUUGGGCAUCAUUGACGCCGGGGAAGCACAGAGGCCAAUCAGAUUGCUUUGAUGAGGGAGAUGGGACUCGUGAUCCUCAUCUACUUGUCAAAGCUGCCUUUGGAACUACCUCAGGUUAAAAAUAAUUGCUGAUGAAGAAUGUUGCUGAAGGUUUUUUUUUGUUUGUUUUUCAUUUAGUGUUAUACUCAGGAAUACUGCUGUAUUAUUGCACUCAGGACGCUUUCUAAAUGUUUGAAUCACUGCUAUUCUUUUGAGGGGAUUGAGAUUGUAGUUAGCAACGCCACACAACCUACUAUCUUGAUGAGUUUUUAUUAGAAUCUGUGUUUCUUUAAUGCACCACAUGCCUCUCUCAUGGGCAUUAUACCUCUUCUGUUUGUUGCAGAACACUCGGUCAGUUUGCUAAGAAUAGAGCUACACUUUUGCUGCCUUACCAUAUAGUCUCCUAUCAGACUGUUACCUCACUUUCCGACUAUGCAGAGCGUACCAAUUAGUACCUCUGUGAUGAAUGUUAGAUUGUAUACCGCAUGGGGUUGGGAGGGUUCAUACAGACACAUGGGAUGGGUUUUAGGGGUAUCGCUACAGGCUAUUUAUUGGCAUCUGCCAAUAUGGCAAUUGACCAUCUGGUAAUUCUGGGGCCGAAUGAAUGUCAGACCAGAAGUGGUUUCAAGCUUUUGGGCUAUUAUUUUUCUUUCAUAACUUCAUUAUUUUUAUGCAGCACUGCUGACUGUCUAAAGGUGUUGUCUUCCUUUUAUUGGUGCAUAUUUGCUCUGCUAUCCAAACCAUCAUUCUCACUGCUGAUGGUGAACUUGAUAGUCUCAAAAUACAGUUUUGGAGAUUGAGAUCAGAAUUGGGAUUCAAUCAAAUUCUCUUUGCACUACAGUAUUUACACAGCAUUACCACUGAAUCAUUGGUUUGGUCCAAGGUUCAAACUUAUUGAAACUCUGAUCAGCACCAAGCACAACUGCUGCAGUGACUUAGUACCGUCUGUUGAGUCUCAAGAGUUGCCAAGAAAAGACAUACAGUCAUUCCCAGCCAAACAUUAGCAAGCCCCUGCUUUUUUUAAGCUCUGACAGAUGUGUUGUGGCACACCUCCAGGUCAGGCAUAUCUAUCAACACAAGAUUCAGAUGAGCCCAGUCACGACUUUUUAAACCAUCAUGAAACGAUUUUGGCUCAACAUGUUUCAUAAGCAACCUAAAUGGUGGCUGCUAAAGGGGAAUGUUUUAAAUCUAAACGGGCAUUAGUAGUAACAUCUGCAAUGAUAGGCAAGGUGACCGGUUCCAAAGAGUCAAAUCAUAACGGCUUCUAGCUCAACAUGGACCAACACCUCAAUGGUUUUUAUAUGAUGAGUUAAUGCGGUCAGUAGCAUCUGGCACAUGAUAUUGUCCAGUUGAAAUCAAAAAGGCUAAGUCUCACCCAGGGGGGAACAGCACAAACAAACAACUUAGCCUUUAACUACUUCAACAGUUCUUCUUUAUUUUACUGUCUGCUGUGUGAAAUACUGCUGCUAAACAAUUACCGCUUGGAUUUGAUAGAAUUCCAAACGAUGUGAUUCCAAACCCAACUUCAUACCUCAUCAAUACAAAUAAGAUACUUGACCUGGACUGAGUUACUUGCUGAGGGUCCAGCUAGCUCUCCUCUUCAUACUUGAAUAUAUUGAGGCAGAAUCAGCUUUGAUGUUGCCAGUGGGUAGGCUGGUGUUUUUGUUUGUAUCCAAUGUGAUCUAUACCUAGGUAGUUAUUUAAGACAUUACCUCCCAAUGACCCUUAGUAGGGUAAUAAUUCAGGAACACCAAGCCUGCAUGGAGGAGCAUGUAGAACUAGCUAGCUAAUCAGCUUUUUACUCCCGUUUUACAGGAGAAGCUGAGGAUACUUUGACAUCCAAUUAAUAUAUAUGUAAAAUUAUUCUAAAGCCUUUUUUAAAUAAUCAUACUACGUAUUUAUUUUCAUCCAAGUGUGCUGCAGCUUCUCCUCCUGCUCUUGUUGAGCUAUGAAAGCUAGUAGACAUCAAAAACUGUCUGUCAUUCGAAGCUCCCUCAACUUGAAAAUAGUUUUGGGUAACACACCUUUAACAUCAAGGUACUUGUAUUUCUUUUUACAUAUGUGCUUGAUAAAUCAUUGUCACUGUCCUCAAUGGUAACUCAAUGAAGUAUGAAUACAGUAUAACAGUAAUAACUCUUUAUACAGCUUACAAACAAUACAAUCUGUACAAGUGUAUAGUUUUGUGAGGACUGUCGUAAACUGUGAGUUUUUUAUUUUCUUUGACCUGUUUUUUUUUAAUCAUUUUUUGUUCAUUGGUCUCUCAGAAGAGAGUCCCACUGUUAUUUCUAUCUAUCUAUGCCAAAACCAAUGCAAUGUUACUCUGCACUAAUCAUGUGUAAGAUGCAUUAUUAUCUUUUUUAUAUUCAGUUUUCCCUUUUUUGAGUAUUAUGUUCCUUAUUGUAUGUAUUUUUUUAUAUUUUCAUAUGCCACAUACAGUCAGUUGCUGGUUGACAAAAAAACAACUUUACUCUAAGGCUCAUCUCAGGAAUAUCCAAUCUGAAAACUCAGGGAAUGCUUCAGAUUGAUUAGUUGGAGUCGAGGAGUCUGUACCUAAGACAAAGCAGGGACUGAAUUCUCAUCUGAAGGAUGAGAAGAAUAUAUUAUUGCCAAAAAAAAGAUUCCAAUGAUUGUAAACGACUAAGUUUGAGAUUCAUAAGUUACUUGACUCUUCCACUAUGUCAUCCUCCCAUGCAUACAGUGUGGUGAUGAUCUUGCUAUUUCCCUCUUCUUUACACGACUUGCCAUGAUAUAUGAUAUGGAGAAUAUGUUCCACUAUAAUUGUAUUUUUUUCCUCUUUAAUUGUUGUAGAUGGGGAUGUAGUAGAAUAUUAUGACAGGGAUUGGGGCUAGUAGUAUAAUCUGGGGUUGUCUCGUCUCAACACAUGGCUGAUACUUGGUGUUUCAGACUAUCAAUGCUUGUGACAAAAAGAAUGUGUCAUGGAUAAUUUCACUCACAUGUUGGUGGAUACUAUGCUUUAGGGUGAUGUUUAUGGUAGUGUUUCAAGUUUUCAAAAGCAAACACUGUUUUCUUUGAUUGAACUCAGGAUAUGAAAAUAAUGUUGUGCUCAGGUUAGAUGGAACACUUUACAUACCUGUGUGUAUUUGUUUUGAGUUUAACACUAUGGGCUGCAGUUAAGUGAUUCUCUUACUUGAACAUUUACCUUUCUCUACAUUUUGACACCCACUCUUUGGAUAAAGGUUGAAUGAAAGUGUUGUAUUGUAAUUCUUGCAAUAUUCUACUGUUACUAAUAAUGUUUUCAGAGUAUUAUUUGGAAACUUAAGUCCAUGUUAGACAUUCUGAUCACAACGACCCAGUUUGACCCCUCAGUGAUGUGUUAUUGUGAUAUGCUUGUCGGGUGUUAGAUGGGUUAGAUAUUCCUUGAAAAUCCAAGGACAUGUAAGACUAAGUGCUCAGGGCAACAUUUGAAGCACAUCAAAGAAUUCUAUAUCCCACUUUGAUCCAUGUGUGCUUUAAAUGGUAUAUCUUGUUUGUGACCAUCAGCUAUUUUAUUUGUGGUGCUGUAUCUUUCAAGAUGAAUGGCUAGAUACUUCCAGAAGAAUGUGCAUUUAUUACUGACGAAUGUUUACAUGUUUACUGCCAUAAACUACAACUAUCUUGAUUUAUCUUAUCUUGAUUUCAUGGGCUAGUUUAUCGAUGAUGAGCAGCAUGUAGGCUUUUCAAGUAUUACUGUGAUUAUGUUUCUAUAUGUAAAGAUCUGCUCCAUUUCCUAGUAAAUAUUUCAAUAUUUA
Messenger RNA from Notolabrus celidotus (New Zealand spotty), 4559 nucleotides. It is a transcript of the gene lin28aa, whose product is annotated as protein lin-28 homolog A. NCBI's taxonomy places the organism in Eukaryota, Metazoa, Chordata, Actinopteri, Labriformes, Labridae. The record is from RefSeq and is a predicted model, not a curated record. The transcript is spliced from 4 exons. Gene Ontology annotation, molecular function: zinc ion binding; nucleic acid binding. Bases 156 to 764 code for a protein of 202 amino acids.